ACGAAAGUUAAUUACCCCACUAUCAGCUUCAGUGGGCGUGACAAAGAUUUAAGCCGCUUAAAGUGAAUGCAACUUAGCGAGAAUGCCCUCAGAGUUAGAUUGAUCCUGCUAGUACGUGUCACAAUGAACGACCCUGGCCAUGUGGAAAUUGGACUCAAUGAAAAUGAUGUCAACAAAGUUGUGUACUAUGGCUCGCAAGAACAGUCGCCACAGAGUUCCCCUGCACACUCUGUUGCUUCCAGUGAUGAUGAUCAGCGCCCUCUAGUGAGUGGAGGACAGAGUCCCCUGGAGAGUGGACCAAGCCAAGAGGAGCCCACUUUGCUAUCAGAAUCCAAUGAAGAAGUUAAACCUGUUGAGAAACUUAGCAGUGUGCCUGCUGCAGUUCUUAAUGUAAUAAACUCUAUCAUUGGAUCAGGAAUAGUGGGCAUGCCAUUUGCAUUAAAAGAAGGUGGUAUAGGAAUGGCUGUUCUACUCAUCAUAGUAGUUGGAGUCCUUACUGAUUAUUCCUUACAACUUCUUAUAGCAGCUGGCCUGCAGUCCAAGACAUCAACAUACCAGGAUGUGAUGCAGGUGGCAUUUGGUCGUCCUGGCUUCUAUCUUAUCUCUCUGCUUCAGUUUGCAAAUCCUUUCUUAGCCAUGACCAGCUACAAUAUCAUAGCGGGGGACACCAUUGAGAAGAUUGUAUACAGGACUGCUUCUGAAUCUGUAAAGAAUUCCGUCCUGGGCAACAGACAAUUUAUUCUCUUCUUGUUUACAAUAUUUAUCUCUAUGCCUUUGUCUUGCUACAGGAACAUAGCUAAACUCAGCAAGUUUUCUGCCUGUGCUAUCCUUUCUAUCAGCUUUGUGACUGUGUUUAUAAUGGUACGUGCUGUGACCAUGGCAAGGGAAGUGCCCAAAACUGAUGAUGCCUGGAUAUUUGCUGAAGAUGGAAUCGUGCAGGCAAUGGGUAUAAUUACUACUGCUUACCUUUGCCACCACAACUCAUUCCUCAUCUUCCGUUCCUUGAAAGAACCAACUCAGCAAUGUUGGAACAAAGUGGUCCACAUCAGUGUUGGUUCCUCCAUGGUGGCCUCUCUGGUGUUUGGCCUGUUUGGGUACAUCACAUUCACAGGAUAUACCCAAGGGGAUUUAUUGGAAAACUACUGUUACUCUGAUGACUAUGCCAAUGUAACAAGGCUGAUAUUUACCUUUAGUGUUAUGCUGACUUAUCCAAUAGAAUGCUUUGUUACAAGAGAGGUCAUAGAAAAUCUGCUGUUUGGUGCUAAGCAACCUGCUACCCUGCUACGCCAUAUGUUAGUAACAUUAGCUCUUGUCCUAGCAACAGGAGGAAUCUCCAUGGUAACUAACUGCCUAGGGAUUGUCUUGGAGUUGAAUGGUGCGCUAGCUGCAAUACCAAUGUGCUUCAUCCUGCCAUGUUUGAGUUAUAUGAAGAUUUCUCACGAUAACGGAGACAAAAUUCUCCAAAUAAAAAAUAUUUUCCCAACCAUAGUAGCCAUCACUGGGAUAGCAUUUUCUGUAGUUGGGCUUGUCUUGGUUCUUAAAAGCAUCGUGGAUGGGUCUGCGUUUCGGUGUAGUGAUGCAGAGGAAAUGGGUUACUGUUAUGACAUAAACCAGGUGCGGAAUAGCUCCUAUGUUUCAGCAGAGGCCUCUUUGAUAGAAACAUGGUCAAAUUCAACAAAUUAAUAAGUAAUAUACAUGUAUAUAUACUGUUUUUGUUAUAGGGAAGAGUAUAAUUCUUGACAAAAAAUGCUCUGCAUGUUUAAAAAGGAAACAAAGCUAAACUGAGAAAACUUGGAGCUGGAGAGUAUAAGCGAGGGAGCAGUUGGCACUGGUGCCCCUUCAAUUAAGUGAUGUGUAGUUGGAUCUGAGAUUAAUAGUUGAAUGGCAAAUUAUAUUCUUGUAUAUAUAUAUAUAUAUAUAU
This is a messenger RNA of Lingula anatina, 1921 nucleotides long. RefSeq names its product putative sodium-coupled neutral amino acid transporter 11. Gene Ontology annotation, molecular function: L-amino acid transmembrane transporter activity. The record is from RefSeq and is a predicted model, not a curated record. NCBI's taxonomy places the organism in Eukaryota, Metazoa, Brachiopoda, Lingulata, Lingulida, Lingulidae. Gene Ontology annotation, biological process: amino acid transmembrane transport. Gene Ontology annotation, cellular component: membrane.